Molecule: messenger RNA, 4311 nt
Organism: Hippocampus comes (tiger tail seahorse)
Lineage: Eukaryota; Metazoa; Chordata; Actinopteri; Syngnathiformes; Syngnathidae
Product: SUN domain-containing ossification factor-like
Exons: 24
Coding region: 208-4104 (1298 amino acids)
Biological process (GO): protein folding in endoplasmic reticulum; regulation of bone remodeling
Cellular component (GO): membrane; cytoplasm
Source: RefSeq, a predicted model, not a curated record
CAGGACAAAGCGUGACGCAAUAACAGUUGGUAGCAGGUUGUUUAGCUGUCAAGCUGCAGUGAGCGAUUCGGAACUCGCCGAUGUUGGCUAAGUUUAGCUUUACCAACGGGCCAUCGUGUCCCCCCCGACACCAAGGAGGACAUAUAGCUGGGCCAAUUUAACGUAUUAUACCAGCACGCCGAGAAUGUCUUUCCCGACAGGCCAGGGAUGAAGAUGAUAAUAUGGCGAGCUGUGACUCUGUGGCUGUCUGUGGCACUCGUAUUUUGGUUCCCGAGCUGCCGUGUUGAUUGCACAGAGCCAGACCAGGAGGCCCAGCGCUCUGAGCCUUUGCAGGACAUCAGUUCAGAGGAGGAGUCAAGAGACUCUCAUCAGCAAAACAAGGAGGAUGAGAGCUUGGCUUUGCUCCCCGAGUCCUUGUCCGGGAAUGAGGAGUCACCAGGGGACGAUCAAAAAGACGAGCAGCCGACGCAGGCGGCGGACAAGAAAGAGACACAUUCAGAGGUCUCCGAGCCCACCAUAAAUGCAACGACGGAGGUCAACAGCAGCGUUUCGCAGCCCGAGCCGGAACACGAGCAACGCUCAGAAAUGGAAAACCUUGACGCAUCCACUGCUCAAGACAAAGACUCGGUUGUCCUCAUUAUGUCUUCCGAUAUAGUCCACGAAUCCAGUGCUGAGGAAACUGACAGCCUCGGUAUUCCGACCCUUCACGACACCGUUACAGUCAGUGUUUCAGACGACACAAGCGAUGACGCUCAUCCCGAGGUCCUUGACUCUGACUUGGCUCCCGCCGAAUGUGCGGAAGAGGCAAACCCCUACGACCAUGACAGGCAUCCUCCAGUAGUUUUGGAAAACAUGUCAAACGUUCACACAACCGGGACCAAAACUCACAGCGACCCUCCAAGUGCCCAGGCUGGUCAGCAUCUGGACGGGAACCUAUCACACACUCUCAACGAGCAAGACGCGAGUGCCGCCGUCAUCGGGGACGCCGAUCCCAGUGUGAGCGGGAAAGACCCCGAGGACAUCCCGACGUUUGAUGAGUGGAAACGGAAAAUGAUGGAGGUGGAAAAUGAAAAAAGUAAAACUCUGUCCACACACACUUCAACGAACGGCGGUUCCAACGUCGUGAAGAAGGUGCAAAAAAACUUCAACAACUACGCUUCCGUGGAGUGUGGAGCAAAGAUCCUCGGUGCUAACCCAGAAGCUAAGAGCACGGCAGCCAUAUUGAAGGAGAAUAUGGACCUGUACAUGCUUAACCCCUGCAGUAACAAAAUCUGGUUCAUCAUUGAACUCUGCGAGCCCAUUCAGGUGAAACAGUUGGAUAUCGCCAAUUUUGAGCUCUUCUCUUCCACACCCAAAGACUUCCUCGUCUCCAUCAGUGACAGGUACCCAACCAACAAAUGGCUCAAACUGGGAACCUUUCAUGCCCGGGACGAACGCACUGUCCAGAGCUUUCCAUUGGACGAGCAGCUUUAUGCUAAAUACGUCAAGAUGUUCGCCAAGUACAUAAAGGUUGAGCUGCUCUCUCACUUUGGCUCCGAACAUUUCUGCCCCCUCAGUCUCAUUCGAGUGUUUGGGACAAGCAUGGUGGAAGAGUAUGAAGAAAUAGCCGAGCCGUCUGAAAGACCAGAAGAUCAGGAUGACGACUUGGAUGAUGCAUCCGGCUAUGGACCUGGUGAAGUCAAGUAUUCCAAGAAUCUGAUUGGCUCGGCUAAAGAUGUCAUUUUGAACAUGGUCAAUAAUAUCGCCGUAAACGUUCUUGGUGGUAACUCAGAAAUGCAAGGAAACCUUUCAUCCGGCGAUGUGAGUGUGAAUGGACCCGGUGUUAAUGAAACACUGACUCAAACUCCCAUCAUAGACUCAACCUCUGUUUCAGAGUUGGAAGAGGCAACCUUGUCUCCAGGCGCAGUCGUCACUGAAACUGGUGCCUCACCCUCAACAACCGCCGUCCCAGAACAGCUUCCGGAUGAUCACAGUGAACAGCAGCCUCCCCCACCCGAGGAACAAAUUGUGAUUCCUUUGGAGUCAGAGGAAGAAGAAUCGAUCAGCUCCACAAUCACCCUUUUGGAGAAAGAGGAAGAGUCGGAUGGGGAGAGGGAGAAAAUGGAUCGCAAUGAAGCGCAACAUGUGGACUUCUGUGCGUUUCUUCCUUUGUUUGCCUCUUGUUCGUGCGGCACCUCCCUUCAGGAGUAUCUGCAGCAACAAUGUUUGGUGCUGCUAUUCAAAAAAAGGAAAUGCCAACCCGCGGACAGAAAGCAAACGGCUCCUUCCAACCGCACUCCCGCUUGGCCCCCGCUUUCACCCUCCUCCGCCUGUCCUGAGCCCGAGCGGGAUCACAGCGAGACACGUCAGCCCCAUGAAAACCGACAAGCUCCCGUGGGGGAGCCAGAAAGCGGAGCCAGCCCGUCGCAAGCGCAUCAGCCUCCAGAGAAAACGGUCGUCGAAUCUCAUUACGACUCUGUGUCCGAAUCUCCUCUCCUGGAGCCCAGUCAGACAUCAAACCUCGCGAAAGCCACCGCCCCCGAUUCAUCCGCUGCCAACCAGACUGUUGUCGAGACCCCGCAGCUUCCCUCUGAGGCUCCGGCAAAGCCACGAAGCUCAGAGGAGAGCCAAGACAUGCUGGCUGUGGAGAAGCAGACAGAGACUUCGCUACCUCCCAGUAGCUUGGUCAUCGCACCCGCAGCGGAUGAUGGCAAAGUGGCGCCGACAGAACUCAAGGCCAGCACGGUGAUGCAUGUCUCUCUGCCAAAUCCUGAUAUGACAGGUGAGUCCCAGACUGCUUCCCCUCGUGCACAUCAGUCCCCGGACCCAGCCGCCGUCCUUGACAGCGACACUCUUUCUGUCGAGACAUCCCAGCCUUCCCCACACACACCCGUUGAACUCGAGCUCUCUAGUAGCGCCCCGAUCAUUCCCGAUAGCAAAACGGAUGACCUCACCGAAGAUGCCUCUACCCCCGGUCUCCCUCCUCUGCCUUCGACAUCCCCCUCGCCGUCCCUCUCAGACAUCUACGCGGAUCCCCCGAAUGGCACCGAGCAGAAUGGCAACCCGGUGCACGGCUCCAGCCAGAAGGAGUCGGUUUUCAUGCGACUCAACAACCGCAUCAAGGCCCUUGAGAUGAAUAUGUCGCUCAGCGGGCGCUAUCUGGAGCAGCUCAGCCAGAGAUAUCGGAAGCAGAUGGAGGAAAUGCAGAAGGCUUUCAACAAAACCAUUAUUAAACUCCAAAACACCUCCAGAAUUGCAGAGGAGCAAGACCAGCGUCAGACGGAGUCCAUUCAUUUGCUGCAAGGCCAGCUGGAAAAUGUGACUCAAAUGGUUCUCAACCUCUCGGUUCAAGUCAGCCAGCUGAAGAACGAGGUGUCAGACAGGCACAACUACCUGCUGCUGUGCCUGCUGCUGAGUCUGUGUUUCGGCGUGGUGCUGUUGGCCAACCGCUGCCGCAUCUCCAUCACGCCUCCAAAUGCUGAGCCGGAGCCCCCCGCACUAAACAGCUACACCUACUGCUGUCCCGAGAGGAAUUUCACCUCCGGUGAUGACUGUAGUCUGAAGAGGAGCGCAUCCUACCCGCUCAUCCACUCAAUUCAGUUAGUGCCUACUAAAGGUCUCGAAAGUCUUCAUCCUGAGGAGAGUCAAGCUAAUAGAAAGAAAAGACGCCGUAAGAUGAAACCCACUGAAAAAGUGCAGACUCUGACAUCCUUUCGCGGCCCUCCGCUCGCAUGCAACGGAGCCGCCGUAUGGAACAGCGCGCCCGUCACGUCAAACCCGGCCGCCCUGACAAGGAGUCUACUUCUACCCGCCUUCAGAGAGUCCCCGUCCGAGGGCAGCUCGGAGACAUCGUCGCAUUCGGACGAUCCCUCCCUGUGUGGAAUCAACAGCGCCUGCUCUCGCAUAUGCCAAGGUCUGUCCCUGCCGAAGACCCGGGCGGAGAAAAGGGCGUUAAGACGCAGGCGUCCCAAGCCCACUUGUGCCGUGGUGGACUUCCUUCGGGUCCCGCAGCGAGACAAAAGCAAUACGUUGUCCAUCUCUGCUACACAGGACAUCAUGAGCAUGAAAUCAAAGCAAAGCUCGGGGACUUUUGGGCUGAAUCUCCCCCUCUCAGGUCCUGUCUGACACGGAAAAUCCACGUAAGACUGCAAGUUUGCACUUCUGGCUUUACUCUUUGUCAAAGAGCCCGACUGAUCUUAGUUCCUGUUGGAACAUGUGACCGUUUCCAUCACCUGUACUGUUUUCUCCUUUUUGUAUUUGUUGUGCGUCGCGCCAUCUUCCAAGUCAAAAUGUUCCCAAUUGUUUGGAAUGAAAAGACGAAUAUGCAAUGUG